AUAACUCUUUCCCACAAGGAGGCUGGGACAUAACAUUGUGUUCUUGUGAGAACAAACACAAUAACAGACAUGAACAGCAAGCUGUGGAGUGACUUAGUUAAGGAAGCAUUUGACAAAACAUUAAUAGUCACUAAAUUUUUCUGUGCUCUUCAUCUCACUACCACCUACGUUUUCACCCCUGCUUAUGUUUUUGGUCCUAGUAUGCUUCCCACUUUCAAUAUCAGUGGUGAUUAUGUGUUGGCUGAGAAAAUCUCAACGAGGUUGGGGAAAGUGGGUCGAAACGACAUCGUUUUGAUUAGGUCGCCUGAAGAUCCUAGAAAGAUUGUUACUAAACGUAUUGUGGGUGUGGAAGGUGAUGAUGUUAGAUACAGCCUCAAUCCUGAGAGGGAUGAUACAUUCGAGACUAUAGUUGUGCCUAAAGGGCAUGUUUGGAUUGAGGGCGAUAACAAGUACAUGUCCAGGGAUUCGAAGAACUUUGGUCCUGUUCCUUAUGGAAUGAUCCAAGGCAGAAUUUUUUGGAAAGUAUGGCCUUUUGAAUCUUUUGGAUCAGUGGAAAGGAGAACUAUAUGAGGCGAUUUAAUAUAUGAAGGGAUAAACAUGUUGGUCUGUGACGGAACAGGAAUAACCAUGCAGGCCUAAUUUACUAAAAUUGUAGACAUUUUACGGUCGGGGACAAUUUUGUAGCUUAAGAUUAGUUUUGAUACUCAUAAAAAUCAUACAGUUGCUCAAAAGUCUAGGGUGCCUGAUUUUAUUUCCGGUGCACUUGGUGAAUGAAGAAUUUUGUUGCAAGUUCCAUCGGUAAAAAAGUGUAGAUUACUUUAUUACCAUUGUUGGUAACUUCUGAUACACAGAUAGGUGAUUUGCGUGUUUCCGAAUAGUGAUGAUAUUCAAAUUGUUUCUCUUUCUUAUACAAGUUCAUAUAUCAGCUCUGUUUUGUGUUCA
Daucus carota subsp. sativus is the source of this 942-nucleotide messenger RNA. Its product is annotated as mitochondrial ATP-independent inner membrane protease subunit 1a. The transcript is spliced from 5 exons. Gene Ontology annotation, cellular component: mitochondrial inner membrane peptidase complex; membrane. The coding region runs from base 70 to 570 and encodes 166 amino acids. Lineage: Eukaryota; Viridiplantae; Streptophyta; Magnoliopsida; Apiales; Apiaceae. Gene Ontology annotation, molecular function: serine-type endopeptidase activity. The record is from RefSeq and is a predicted model, not a curated record.